GACUGCAGAAUACUUGCAUUUGAUUUUACUUCUGGAAAUUUUUAACUUCUUUAACGAAACAUGGCCCAGGAUAUGACACUGCACUGGUCUUCUGGAUCUCCUCCAUGCUGGAGGGUCCUGAUUGCCCUGGAAGAGAAAAACCUGAAGGGUUAUAAUCAGAAGCUGCUGUCUAUGGAGAAAGGAGAGCACAAAGGGAAAGAGACACUGGAUAUCAACCCGAGAGGACAGGUCCCUGCAUUCAAGCAUGGAAAUAACGUUGUGAAUGAGUCUAUUGCAGCUUGUCUGUACCUGGAGAGUCAGUUCAAAUCCAGUGGGAACAAGCUGAUCCCCGACAGUGCACAGGAACAGGCUCUGACGUACCAACGCGCACUGGAGGCACUGAACUUGCAGCAGAGACUUGCUGAUCUUGCCCAGUACACUAUGCGAGUACCAGAGGCAGAGAGACAUGAUUCUGCUGUGAAGAGAAACAGAGAGGCACUGGCUGCAGAGCUGCAAAUUUGGGAGGGUUACCUGCAGAAGGGUGGACCAUACCUGGCUGGAAAGAACUUCUCAAUGGCGGAUGUUGUUUUCUUCCCAUUGAUUGCUAUUAUCCUGCGUUUUGGGUUGUCCCAAGAGAAACAUCCCAGUCUGACUCGGUAUUACAACCAGGUGAAGGAUCGUCCCAGUGUUAAAGCCACAUGGCCCCCACACUGGGUGAAUAACCCUCCAGGAAUGGACAUGCUGAAAGACCUGUGAAAGUCAAUAAGGCUUCAGGAUGUUUUCUGACUGAUAUUAUAUCAUUUUACAGUCUUUUUUACUUCUGCUGUUUGUUUUAAAGUAAUUUAAUGUUAAGAGUUUUGUGAUUAUGAUAGAAAGUUAGAAGUUAUUAUUGUAGCUCCUUGCUGAGAAAAUAAAGCUGAGAAGAUGUUU
This is a messenger RNA of Chanos chanos (milkfish), 909 nucleotides long. Its product is annotated as glutathione S-transferase A. NCBI's taxonomy places the organism in Eukaryota, Metazoa, Chordata, Actinopteri, Gonorynchiformes, Chanidae. The transcript is spliced from 6 exons. Gene Ontology annotation, cellular component: mitochondrion. Gene Ontology annotation, molecular function: glutathione transferase activity; maleylacetoacetate isomerase activity. The record is from RefSeq and is a predicted model, not a curated record. Gene Ontology annotation, biological process: glutathione metabolic process; L-phenylalanine catabolic process. Bases 61 to 735 code for a protein of 224 amino acids.